AUGCGUGUGUACGAUAUUGAUUAAAAAUAGCGAAAAAUGGAUAAAUAAUAUCUUCCAACAGCCGAAACAGAUCUUAACUACUUUGUAUCAUAUUCAGCAAGAAGUAUCUUCUUUUACAAUGCAAAUUACAGCUUAGUUGAGUACGUUAUCAAAGAAAACUCUCUCGAAUAUUAUAACAGCGUCACAUUUGACUUCUCCAAGUAAAUUAAUUCUCAAGAAGAAGUAAAGGAUGCUAUUAAAGUAUUGCAAUAAAUCAUAGAAAAGCUUUUAGCUGCACAAUUGGAAAAAUUUUCUUUGUGUCUCGCAGGUUGGGAAAGUGUUUUCACUGAUGCUAACUUAGAGAGCCUUUGUAAUUCUGUAAAGAAAAUGAAGAAGCUUUAACAUUUUUGCAUAUCAUAUGGAUACUUAUAGACAAUCAAAAUAACAGAAAAUGCUGAAUUAGAUAAAAGAAAUCGUUUUAUUAAGAGUUGGUUUGGUCAUCCUAAUUCAGUGUUCACAGGAAAGGGAUUGAAAUACAUGAAUGAAAUGCUGAAAAAAGUUGUUAGUAAAAGAAAAGACUUCAAAUCAUUUGAUUUAGAUUUAUUUAGAUGCUCCGAGCUUAAUCAAAAAACUAUUAAAUACACAGGAGAAAUUCUAAAUACUUUGGCAACUUCUAAAAACAUGGAAAAUCUCUCUGUCACUUUGUGGUAUCUUCAAGAUGUGGACAUAAAGCUUUUAAAAGAACCUUUCUUGAAAUUUUUUAAAGCCAACCAAAACUUAAAAGAACUUAAUUUCUGCUUUAGCAUUAUGAAGUUGACAAGAGAAGGUUUACUCGUUUUGGAAGAAAUAAUUGAGUGUUUGGUUGAGAGUUGCCAAUAACUCCUUUUAUUUAGAAUCAAUUUAAGUGCAUCUAACGCAACUGUAGAUAGCUACAACACUGAAGAAAUAAAUAUUUUGAAUAGAAUUUUCUUGAGACUUGGUUGUCUAAACACUCUUCAGUAUUUUUCUGCUACACUAGGAAACUGGUUGAAUAAAUAACAUUUGACAGCUGACAUUUUAGUAUAAUCUUUAAUUUUCCUUUUGGAAAACAAUCCUAUCCAUCACUUGGUCUUAAAUAUUGGUAGCGAUUUAAGAGGUGGAGAUACAGAGUGCUUGAAAGAUGCUAAAGAUGUAUUCAAUAUGUUGUCAAGAUGCAAAUAAUUAUAAACAUUAGUCAUUUUAAUCAAUGGCUGGAAAGACUGCGCUUAAGCUCAUUGUAAGGUUGCUGAGAUGCUUGCAGGCUUGAUUGAAAAAAAUGAAAUUACUACUUUUGGUCUCAAUUUAAUGAAUGCUCGUGAUAACGACCAAGUUCUUGAUAGAAAUAGCUAAGAAAUUCAAUCUAUUGCAAAAAUGUUUAAAGUAUUGAUAAAGUUCCCAUUUAAAAAAUUUGGUCUUAGUUUGUCAGAUUGGAAUUUGAGCUAAGAUGCUGUAGAGUAUUUUGAAUUUAGUCAAAAUUAAUUGAGAACUUAUAGAGAUAUGAGAUAAUAACUAGAAUUAUCAUCUAAAGUACUAUUUAAACACCUCGAAGGGACAUUUAGAAAGGAGCUCAUUUGGGAUAUCCAAAGAGUUUGCUUCUUUGGAAAGAUAAAUGCUCCUUCAAAUAAAACUAGCUUUUAAAAAACAAAAAUAAUUGAAAUAUGA
This is a messenger RNA of Tetrahymena thermophila SB210, 1659 nucleotides long. RefSeq lists its product as hypothetical. The transcript is spliced from 10 exons. The record is from RefSeq and is a predicted model, not a curated record. NCBI's taxonomy places the organism in Eukaryota, Ciliophora, Oligohymenophorea, Hymenostomatida, Tetrahymenidae.